Messenger RNA from Lolium perenne, 1298 nucleotides. Its product is annotated as LOB domain-containing protein CRL1-like. The record is from RefSeq and is a predicted model, not a curated record. Gene Ontology annotation, cellular component: nucleus. NCBI's taxonomy places the organism in Eukaryota, Viridiplantae, Streptophyta, Magnoliopsida, Poales, Poaceae. Gene Ontology annotation, biological process: positive regulation of DNA-templated transcription; hormone-mediated signaling pathway.
CCUUAUAAGCCAUGGGGUGCAGCCAUGGUCUUCAGCUCAACUCACCACGACAGACCUAGCAAGCAACCCAAGAAAGACCGGUACUUCAGCAAGCACAGAACUCGAUCUAUCUAUCGAUCGAUCAGCGUUCACGUACGGAGCGAGCCACCGUCAUCCGAUCGGUUGAUGAGCAUGACGGGAUUCGGGUCGCCGUGCGGGGCGUGCAAGUUCCUGCGCCGCAAGUGCGCGCGCGGCUGCGUGUUCGCUCCCUACUUCUGCCAUGAGCAGGGCGCGGCGCACUUCGCCGCCAUCCACAAGGUCUUCGGCGCCAGCAACGUCUCCAAGCUCCUCGCCCACCUGCCCAUCGCCGACCGCGCCGAGGCCGCCGUCACCGUCUCCUACGAGGCGCAGGCCCGGCUCCGCGACCCGGUCUAUGGCUGCGUCGCCCACAUCUUCGCGCUCCAGCAGCAGGUCAUGACACUCCAGGCGCAGCUCGCCGACCUCAAGGCCCAGGGGGCACCGCAGCAAGGGAUGAUGCAGCACGAAGACGCCAAGGGAUACGUCGGCGGUGCGGAGCAGUACGGGCACGGUGGCUACCCGUGGUGCAACGACAACGGCGCUGGUGCGGGGGGUGCGCAGCCAUCGUGGGGCAAUGGCAGCGCCGGGCACGAAUCUAUCACCGCGCUGCUUACCUCCGACUACAUGCAGCAGUCGCUGUACCACGCGCUGGAGCAAGCGGACGGGCAGGCGAGGGGCUACGAGGCGAUGGAUCAGUCGCCGUCGUUCGGGGCGGCGGAGGAGAGCGGGUGGAGGUCGUCCUCGUCCUCCGGGUACCAAGACUCCGAGGACCUGCAGAGCGUUGCUUAUGCUUACCUUAAUCGCUCGUAAGAACUCCAUUAAGAACUACUUCUAGUCUGCUAGUGCAGAAUUUAAUAUAUAUCACAAGAUAUAUAUAGACGUUGAUCGAUUGCAGAUCAUGUUUUGGACUUGAGGAGUUUGGGUAAUAUAUGUUCAGUUUUCGAAGCCUCAGCCCAUCAAUCACACUCCUAGACGGUAAUAAACCUAGAAGGAUGUGAGUGUGUUCAUCUAUAUGUGAUCACUGCUGAAACCUAAUUAAUUAGGGAGAUAAAAUGCUUGUUGAUAUGAUCUGGUACUAUUUCUGCUUGGAAAUAUGUUAUCUUCUUGAUUUGUUGCUGCAGUAGUGGAUCUGCACUUAUGUUUCGACUUGUCAUGUCAGAAAUAUAUUGCCAGUAGAAAAGAUCACUUGAACUAGCUAGAAGGUAAUGAUGGACAGCGGAUAUGCAUAGUGAGAUCGAGAC